Pectinophora gossypiella (pink bollworm) is the source of this 1563-nucleotide messenger RNA. It is a transcript of the gene RabX6, whose product is annotated as ras-related protein Rab-30. Gene Ontology annotation, cellular component: endosome. Gene Ontology annotation, molecular function: GTPase activity; GTP binding. Lineage: Eukaryota; Metazoa; Arthropoda; Insecta; Lepidoptera; Gelechiidae. The record is from RefSeq and is a predicted model, not a curated record. The transcript has 3 exons. Gene Ontology annotation, biological process: regulation of endocytosis. Bases 212 to 835 code for a protein of 207 amino acids.
ACCCUGUGGUAAAAAAAAAUCGAAUCGGAAGUGGAAUAAUAAUUAAUGUUUCUUUCAAGAAUUUCUGAUAUAAACAGGUUUAUAAUUCAAUUUAUGCAAUUAUGUGAACCAAAUGCGAACGACAUUAAUAGAUAUCAUUGAAACAUUUACGUAAUCAAGUGACAAAUAAAACUAAAUCGCUAUAAACAGAUAUAAAGGCGUUACCGACAUAAUGGCUAUUGUUAAAACGCCAGUCCUCAAAGUUAUUUUGUGUGGUGAAUAUGGAGUUGGGAAAAGUUCAAUAUUUCGUCGUUAUAUAAAUAAUACAUUCGUACCAAAUUCGGAUAGAAGGUCUACAUUGGGGUUGGAUCACUUCGAAAAGUUGUACCAAGUUGGAGACAAAGAUGUCAAGUUACAACUAUGGGACACUGGGGGCAUGGAGAGAAUCGCCUCUGUUACGUCAAGCUAUUACAAAUUCGCUGAGGCAGCAAUUUUAGUGUUUUCCUUAGAUAAUGCGUCAUCGUUUCAUGUCUUAAGCCAGCACUUGUUAGACAUCGUAACUUAUGCUGAGAAUGCGAAAAUAUUUCUAUGUGGAAACAAGUCUGACCUGGAGGGCUCUUCACCACAAGUUACUGAUGCGGACAUUGAAAUGUUCUGUGAGCAGUGUCACAAUCUCAUAAGCAGUACAUACAAAACAUCAUGUAAAUCAGGCAAUGGAAUUGAAGAGAUGUUUACUGAUAUUGCCAUCCAGCUGGUUGAGUCAAAUCGGUCUCGUAUUGAGCUUCAGACACUGGACCAUAAUAGCUUCAAAAUAACUAACCCUGAGCCCCCAGAAGAUCCGUCUUGUAGCUGUUAAUCAUACUUUAUAUUUUUUGACUUUCUCUUAAGCUAUCCAUGUUCAAAUAUCAAUUAGAAUUGUUAGCUUAUUGUGUGUGUUGUAAUGCUUUAUACAAGCCGUAUAAAGAAACAAAGCCAAAUUAUGUAUAUGUACAUGGAUAUAUAUUAUUUAAAAUGAAGAGGUCCUUAAAACCAUAUCAUGAGCAUUAUCAUGUCAUUAUUACUUCACACAGAACCAGCACAAACAAAUAUUUUCCUUGUAUCCAAACAAAUAAUGUUCCAAUUCAAAUGAAACAUGAGCAAGUAUAAAGCAAUCAAACAUGUUUAUACAAUCUAAUCCAGCUAGCAUUACUUUUGUAAUCUUAACCAGUAUUAUUUUGUUUUUAUAACUAAUUACUAGCACUUACAAAAUAAUUUCCCUCACUGUAGUAUAGUUAGUUGCCUGAAUGAAUGGGCAGUGAAAGUGAAACUUUAGCUUUAAACUAUGGCCAGAAUAAUUUAAUUUUGUAGUAUGAACAUAAUGUUAAUCUCAUUAUUAAUAUUUAAUUUUGAGUAUUGUGACAAUUGACAUUGUAUUUUCUGUUGUUUUGGUGCUAUGUGUGUUUUAUUACUUUUUGUUUAUAUACUAUUUUUUCUCAUCUGUAAAGAUAGGAAAUAUUUGUAGCAGUUUGUGAAUUGAAAGAAUUUUAUAAACACAUUAAAAUAAGCAGCCUUUGACAUAAUAUAAUAAAUCAAAAUCUAAUUACA